Messenger RNA from Perkinsus marinus ATCC 50983, 896 nucleotides. RefSeq names its product glutamate dehydrogenase, putative. Gene Ontology annotation, molecular function: L-glutamate dehydrogenase (NAD+) activity. Gene Ontology annotation, biological process: L-glutamate catabolic process. Lineage: Eukaryota; Perkinsozoa; Perkinsida; Perkinsidae. The record is from RefSeq and is a predicted model, not a curated record. The coding region runs from base 1 to 777 and encodes 258 amino acids. The transcript has a single exon. Gene Ontology annotation, cellular component: mitochondrion.
AUGGAGUACUUCUCCGCUGAUCUCUUCAUUCCUUGUGGUGGUCGCCCUGGUACUAUUAACAUUGGUAAUGUUGAUAAGACCAUGUUCAAUCCUGAGACUAAGGAGCUCAAGUUCAAGUAUGUUGUAGAGGGUGCCAACUUAUUCUUGACUGAUGAUGCUCGUCGAUAUCUUGAGGAUGCUGGUGUGCAGCUAUUCAAGGAUGCUUCCACCAACAAGGGUGGUGUUACUUCCAGCAGUAUGGAAGUGUUCGCCGCUCUUUGCAUGGACACGGCUGAUCAUGACAAGUUCCUGUGUUCUCGUGAUGAGACCAGUGCUCCUCCUGAGUUCUACGAACAAUACGUUCAGGAGAUUCUUGCCGCUGUCCGUCAUAACGCCAAGAUGGAGUUCAAUGGCAUCUGGAAGACUAACCAUGAGGUGAAGUAUCCUGAUGGAUCGAGGUAUAUUCGUAAGACUGAUGCAACCAUCUUAUUGUCGAAGAAGAUCAACGACAUGCAGUCUUAUAUCCUUGGCGUCCUCGAGGAACAUGAUCCUGAGAAUGAUUGGAUGGUUCGUGCUGUUCUCAGACGUUGUGUGCCCAGGUUGCUUCUUGUUCAUUGUGGUUUGGAUAAGAUUGUCGAGAACACUCCCGAGGCUUAUCUCAAUGCUAUGGUUGCCACUUGGAUUGCUGACGAGUUCGUCUACUCUAAUGGUCUACAGACUAGCGAGUUCGCCUUCUUCCAGUUCAUGCGCUCGCUCGAGGAAAAGUCCGAAGGUGAAGUUACCCCUUCCACUAUGUAAUUUACUAACUUUCUAUACACUAGCUAUAUAAGGCACCGUACAUCGGUAUCUGCCGAAUGUUUUUCUUAACGCUACAAAGAGUUUUUCCUCCCGCAUGUCUUAACGGGUAUACUAUCAAC